CUUUCUUUAGUGAGUCUUCCGCGUCGCUUCCUACAUCGUAGCCGCUACCGGGAUACUCUCCCGCUGAAGAAGUCAAUAAGCGGCGGAACUCGAGCAGUCCGCCGACGUCGCUCGGCAUCCUCGGGGACGACCUGCGACGGCGGGAUGGCCGCCCCGCGUCUCCUGCCGCUCGUCUACCUCCUGGCGCUCUUCGGUUCACAUUGUCAAAUGGCUCCAGCCGCGGCCGGGGCGACCAGAGGCUGGGACCUGGGAAGCGGCUACAAGUACCGGCUGAGGACCACCGUGCUCUUCAGGGAAGCCGGUCCUCCCAGGAUGGGCGGCGACGUCGGCUUCAGGGUGACCGGAGAGCUGACGGCCACCGCCGUCUGGCAGGACCCCAAAGACCCGGACACCUUCCUCCUGAACCUGCAGGUGUACUCGCCGCAGCUGUGGAUAAAAUCGAGGAAAGCCCCGGAACCGGAAGGCUUCGUCGAGCACUCCUCCAGACUGGACGAGGUCUCCAAGGAGAGGAUCCUCGUCGUCUGGAAACACGGAGAGGUCAAGGCGGUGUAUCUGAACCCUUUGGAAAGCGUAUCUUCUCUGAACCUGAAGCGAGGACUCGCCAGCCUCUUCCAGUACAGGACCCUCGACGAGGAGGUCCAGGAAAGGGACUCUUCGGGGCUCUGCGACGUCAGCUACACCACUCUAGGGCUGAGGAACAUCCUGAAGCAGAAGAGGAACUGCGUGGAGAACGGGCUACCGCCGAGGAACGAGCAGAAGAAUCCUGCAUUCGGGGUCAAACUCAGAAGUCAGCGAAACUCCACGUACGAGUUGUCUCAGUCGUUGCUUCCUUCGGCGGUGUAUGACCAGGAACUUCACGAGAUGGUCCUGGUGGCCAACCCGGAUGUCGGCACCACCGUAGAAUCGGACAGAGUGCUGGAACGACUUCCUGACACCGUCGAACUCAACCCGGUGCAGGCUAAAACCCUGAGAGAUGCCGUUUUCUUGAUGGAACCAGAGUAUAAGGAAGAUUCUCUGAGCCUGCAGAUGGAACCUGCUGCUUGCGUUGAUUCCGCGUGUCCUUCGUUGGAAGAGGUGGUGGAAGAGAAACGGGAGGCCUUGGAGAACUCCAACCUGGGCACCGUCAAGUCGGCGUUGGCGUUCCUGGACCUCGUCCCCCUAGUCAGAGAAGCCCGAGCAGAAGACCUGUCUAAGUUGCUGAAGAGUCCACGUAACAGGCAGAUCAAGCCUCAGCUCUGCAACAUUUUAGGCUCGGCGUCGACGGCUGCAGCUCACCAGGCUGCGAAGAAGAUCCUGAGGCAAGACGAGGACGGAGGCGACACCGAGAGGUACCUCUGGGCCCUCUCCAUGUCCACAGACCCGAACCCCGACAUAGCGAAGGACGUGCUGAAGAGAUCCGAAGAGACCAUCGGUAACGAGAAGGUCUCCGAGACCCUGGCCCUAACGGCAGCCGCGAUGGCGCGUCGCCACGGAAAUCCCACCCUGGUCGAGAAAACCCGCCAUAGUCUGGAACUAGGUCUAGAGAGCUGCACCGGGGAAGACUGCAAAUUAAAGUUCCUCCGGGCGCUGAGGAACCUGAAGAGCAAAGAGGCCAUCCCGACCUUGCUGGAGCACGCGGUGAACGGCAGCAAGGCCAUCGGCAUCGCAGCUUGGCGAGCCUUAAACGCUCUACCUCGAACCCAGGUUACCCAGGAGGUGAAGCGCGCGGCUGCGAGGGCUUUCUAUCAGAUCGGACCCCGAAGAGACAGCACCGUGCGCACCCAGGCCCUGGAUAUCAUCCUGGAGUCAGAUCCUAGUCUAGAGGACAUCCGAGGUCUUCUUCAGUACCUAUCCCUCCUGGAUAAGGCCUACGAGGUCAGGAAGUACCUCACCCAGAGGAUGGACCAGAUAGCGGAAGAGUGCCCCAGGUUCUCCGCCCUUCUUCGGGAAGCCUACAAGGCCGAGUUCGGUCGCAUCGGGAACUACAACGUCCUGGCUCUCAAAGGUCUCAGCACUGCGUUCACCAGGACCUUCCUUCGGUCCCCUGGGAGCAACGGCUCCCUGGUCACGGUCCAGGAGAUCAACGCAGGCCUGCUGAAACAGGGAAUCGUCGACGUCGUCUUCGAGACUAACCAGGAGAAGCAAAGGCUCUUCUCCUUGGGGUACUUCGCGAGAGGGGCGCUGGUUUCGAUUUCUCUGGACACGGAGGAUGAAGUCGAGGACGAGGUCGUCACUGCUGGGAUGGAGAUCGCUUUGCUGGGGGUCGGGGUGAGGCCCUUCGUCUUCUUCUCGGGUCAGGGCGAGUUGAUGGGGCACGUGUGGUCGGGAACCGCCUCGGAGAGGACUCCGGCGUUCCAGGCUUUGGCGGGGCUGCAUCGGUACAAGGAGGUGGUCCCCUUGGCGGCGGGCUUCCUAGCCGAGGUGGAGGUCGAGGGCGCUACCAGCUUCGAUCUGUCCGGCCAGAUCCAGCUCAGCCUCUGGUCCAGGACCUCUCAAUCCCUCGUCGAAACCGGCGCUGGCGUCGCCGUCAGGGGCGGCACCAAGGUGCGCUCCAGGUUCGUCCACAGCACCGCCGAGUUCACCCUGACCACGGAGCCGAAGCUCCUCCUGGCCACCGACGUCGACUUCUCUGGAGCUAAUUUCGCCAUUUGCAUGAAGCUCACCCAACCUGAGACCAUCGUCAGACAUCGCGUCUACAAGGUGGAGAGGAUCCCCGGGAGCAGGCACCGACUCAGAAAGGUGCGUCGCUCCAGGAUGGCGUCGCCGGCCAGGUCGUACCUCCUCAACAAGAAGAACAACGAGAUGUGCUCCAGACUCUUCAGCUAACGAUUGGCGACGCUCUCUUCGCGACAUCCUUAGGUUUUACGACACUUAAUGGUCUUUUUCGACCAUGGGACUCCUAGAAGCGCGCAUGCGCCGUGUACAGUAAUUGUAGAGCGUAAUACAGUUACAUGUACUAUAUCGCGCUUAACCUAAGGGCUGAUGUGGAUGAAUGCGAACGUGUGACUCGAUGCAACUCGUUGUCAUUGCACUUUUGUAACGUACACGUCGAUACCCAGAGUGUUGCUAGGAACUGGAUGUUCCAAUCUUGACGAACGUCACGUGGGAACGUUUCACACUUUUGUAACAUACACACUCCGAUCUUGACGACGAAUCUCUUCUCUCCUAUUUUUUAGGGUUUUACACUUUUGUAACAUACACCCCGGUCGAAGGGUCCACUACAGUUGCCGGCGAUUGCAGAUUCCGACAUUAACGGCGAACGUUACAUGCUCGGUGUGUGUGUAUGUGUGCGUGUAAUUAUUUUUUACACUUUGUAUGAUUAAUAUCAAAGCGUCACCGCACAGCGGGUGUUGUAUAUGUACCAUAAACUCCGUAGAGUCCUGUUUUAACGAGGAA
Molecule: messenger RNA, 3375 nt
Organism: Orussus abietinus
Lineage: Eukaryota; Metazoa; Arthropoda; Insecta; Hymenoptera; Orussidae
Gene: Mtp
Product: microsomal triglyceride transfer protein large subunit
Exons: 6
Coding region: 145-2805 (886 amino acids)
Biological process (GO): lipid transport; lipoprotein metabolic process
Cellular component (GO): basolateral plasma membrane; endoplasmic reticulum; Golgi apparatus
Molecular function (GO): lipid binding
Source: RefSeq, a predicted model, not a curated record